Molecule: messenger RNA, 2049 nt
Organism: Nothobranchius furzeri (turquoise killifish)
Lineage: Eukaryota; Metazoa; Chordata; Actinopteri; Cyprinodontiformes; Nothobranchiidae
Product: NEDD4 family-interacting protein 1
Biological process (GO): positive regulation of protein ubiquitination; vacuolar transport; ubiquitin-dependent protein catabolic process
Cellular component (GO): perinuclear region of cytoplasm; Golgi apparatus; endoplasmic reticulum
Molecular function (GO): WW domain binding
Source: RefSeq, a predicted model, not a curated record
CUUUGACUGUUUAAAUUCCCGACGUUACCUGAAUGCAGCAUCAGAACGGCUUGCUUGUCUCGGAAAGGAGAUGGCCGACUGAGAGGAGGAGACCUUUCGUUGGAAAGCUUCAUUUUCUGUGAUAUAUUUUCAUAGCAGAAGUCAGAGGGGAAAGCUUUACACAUUUGGUUUCUCUUCCACAAUGGCAGAACAAAACAGUAACGUCAGAUAUCAGGAGCUGGUGAAUGAGGAGGAGCCAGCCCAGCCUUCCCAGGUGAGCUGUGCUCAGGACGCACCUCCACCCUACAGCAGCGUCACUGCAGCGAAUGCAGCUUUUUUUGAGUACAAGGAAGACGGAGGAAGAUUUCCCAACCCUCCGUCUUACAACGUCGCCACCACCUUGCCCUCCUACGAUGAAGCUGAGAGAAGCAAGGCAGAGGCUGCCGUCCCUCUGGUUCCUGGAAGAGUCUCGGAUGAAGACUUUGUGGCCAGAGAUGACUUUGAGGAUGCGGACCAGCUGCGAAUAGGGAAUGACGGCAUCUUCAUGCUCACGUUCUUCAUGGCAUUCCUGUUCAACUGGAUUGGCUUCUUUUUGUCGUUCUGCUUGACCACAUCAGCUGCUGGUCGAUAUGGAGCCAUCUCCGGCUUCGGUCUGUCUCUCAUCAAAUGGGUCCUGAUCGUCAGGUUUUCCACCUAUUUCCCCGGUUACUUUGAUGGACAGUACUGGUUGUGGUGGGUGUUCCUGGCUCUGGGUUUCAUGCUUUUCAUCAGAGGCUUUGUAAACUACUCCAGAGUGCGCAAGUUGGUCGAUCCCACUUAUGCCAACCUUCCCAGAACAAGAGUACUUUUCAUCUAUUAGAGGGAGUGAAAGAACGAGGGGGGCACAGUAGAAGUGUUUGAAAUUCCCAUGAAGAAUCCAGAAAUCAACCUGAGAGUUGGAGAUGAAGACGACUCCAGACGGUGACAUAUUCAGGAAUUCUGUCACUUGAUUUCUUUUGAUUUAAUGAAUAAUGGUUACCAGUAAUAGUCCCAUAAUAUAGUCAUUAGUGACAAAUGUUAAGUGCUUUUUACAUCAGUCUGUAAUGUAUGAGUAAUGCCUUAUAUCGUUUGAUGGUAGCAUACGAGCAUGCUUCUGCCCGCCAGGUCCAUAACUUGGAGGAAUAUCGUGUCGGCGACGCUCAAAGGCAGCAGAGAUUACUUAGAGAGCACUGUAGAUUUGCCUCAGCAUGCAGCUCACUCUGUUAUAUUCACUAAUCUCACCUGAUGGUUCUGAUAGACACCAAAAAUACAAGCUGUCUGUGCUGUAGACGUGGUAUUUCAACCACCUGUCGGCUCUUAGCCGCCUCCAGGGGGCAGCGUUGUCUGCAGAUUCCUACUGAUAAUUAGGCUCAUUUUUAUUUCAUGCAAACAGUCAAAUAAACAUGCAGUUCUAAGAGCGGCAGUUAAAUACAAACCAAAACGAGCUCUUUGUCUGAUUCUCUUGUUGCUGCUGUUUUGUAAAUCAGGUAAGUCGCCCUUACUUAGAAAUAGUUUUGAAGUUACUGAGAUGCUCUCAAUCAGAAGAACUAAAUUAUAGCAACCACCUUUCUGAGAAAAUGAGCUGAUUUUCUGAUCGCCCUUGUUGAGUCAGCAAAUGUCUAUGCUGUUGGAUAAGCUUAGCGAUUAUCUGCUGUCUGGACUUUUGGCCGUUGGUGAUCUUCUAACAGCUGGAUCAGAUUACUCGAGUGUAAAAGUAACUUAAAUUCCUCCUCCAGGUGGGAUUUUGCAUGAAGAUUUAAUUGGUAUUUGGAGAAUUUAUUAUUUCUGCAAACAGUAAAACCUUUGUUCUGCGUUAGGAGUUUGGGAUCAGUUAUCUCAAAGAACGUUGCAGCUGCACUUUUAGAAACAGAACCAUGAUGAUAUGAAAUCACACUGGUGAACUGAUGACUAAGCUUCAUACUUCUGCCAUGGCUUUAAUUACAAACUGAUGAUGCUUGUUUCUGUGUGACGUAGAACUGAAACUUUGGGGUUUUGUUGUUAUGUAACUGUACAGAAAAUGUUUAGUGUUAAAUAAAUGUCACUUUCAAUGCA